AGUCCUGUGUAGUUCGAAUAGCGUACGGGAACAGGAGUGGAUCACGUCCGAGUGGAAGUGGACGUGUGUUUGGGGUUUAUUUGGAUAUAUUGAGUAGCGUGGAGAAAAUGAACCACAGCCGCAAGUGCGUCCUCUGUCAUCGGCUCGAUGAGACGAAGACAACUGGACCCUUAUCGAAGAAAGAGCAGGUCACUGCCCACCAGAACUGCCUGCUCUUUUCAUCGGGCAUUUUCUGCACCGACACGCCGCAGUUCGACGACCUGUUCGGCUUCUCUGUUGAAGACGUCCAGAAGGAGGUGAAACGAGGAAGCAAACUGCUGUGUAAACGCUGCAAGAAGAAGGGGGCCACAGCGGGGUGUGAGGUGAAGCGCUGUAAGAAGACCUUCCACUACCCGUGUGCCAUGGAAGAGGGAGCCACGACAUUUGAGGAUAAUGUAAAUGGGAAAUUUGGACUGUACUGCCGAAUGCACAGUGAUCCAGAAAAUCGCAAACCCAAAACGCCCCGACCCAAGAACCCCAAUAAAGCCGAAUCAUCAAAGACUUAUUGCCUCACCUGUGAGAGGAAAGAAGGAAAUAUCAGCGUGGACAGUUUAUCUAACAGCAUUGUUAUGAUGUUCUGUGCCCAACACGCUCCUUCGUCACUGCAGACGAAAGCCAACGGAGAUUCUUCAGCUGCCAUGUGGUCGUCCUCGUGCAGUGACUCAUCAAGUAUAUCACUUACCAAGAGACAGCUGAGUUUUGAUGAACAGGAAGAAGACGGUGUGUCCACGAAGAAACCAGUAAAAAGGAGCAGGAUGUUGUCCAAUGAUUCUUCAAACACAGAUGAGGAGGGACUUAUGCCGCCUUUGGAGUCAGACUUUGAGGAAAGUGCGACCUUUGUGCAGGAGCAUGAAUCAGCUCUCCCUCCACUCAUCAGCAGGGAGUCAGAAAAACCUUCAUGUUCCUCAGCAGGGCUUCCGGUAGCGAAUAUGAAUUCAGACUUCAAUAACAACGACGACACAGUCAUACACUCCGAUGCGGAGUCCGAGAGUUUGCUGUCCCCGGUGGCGGACGGCGCCGAGUUUUACCCGGCUCCCUCACCUCGAUCCGUACCUGACGAGCGUCUGCAGGUUCAGCUGACGGAGACAGCGGUGCAGACAAUAAAAAGAGAAAUUCAAGAGUUCAGAGUCGAGCAGCACGAAGAACACGUCAACGGAUCGUCCGUCCCUCAUCAGAGCGCCGCCGCCCUCGGCCCUUACCCAGAGCGCUCCAGCAGCGCUCCGCCGUCCUCCAGUUCCAACUUCAUCGCAACUCCACCCAGAUCCGACUGCGCGACUAUUAUCUCGCGCCCGUCCCCGUCCCGUUCAUCCGCCCCAUGCCUGUUCCCUCCCCACACUCCUCCUCGCUCGGAGCCCUCCUCCACCCGAGCACCUCCCUCACCUGUCGUCGACGCGGCCAGCAUCUGGAGGAACUGCAACACGGCUGGAUGCACGCAGGCCAUCUUCACUGAGUUUAUUAGAGAAAUUAACAACAUUUCCAGCAGAAUCCAGUGUGACCAGGCCAGCCAGGAGGAUUAUGACCGGGCGCUUUCAAUGAUGCUGGCUUCUGGAAGACUCACAGACCUCGUUACCAAGCAGCACGAAGAGUUGGAAAGGAGACAAGUGGAGCUGCAGCGUGCGUCGGCAUCUCUGAAGGAGGUCGUCUCCGCUCUGAGUCGUGGCACAGAGAGAAGCUACUUUUAAUCAGUGAUCUCCUGGUUUUAAUUUACAGUUUUACUCUUUAGUUUUUACAUUUUCAUAAGGAUAAGGAAAUUCAACUAACUGUGGUAAUAUCAAGCUUCCUAAUAUGUGAAAACAAUAUUUUUAAAUGUUCAUUUCUGGAAAGUUCCUUUUAUGUUCAGCUUAUUGAUUAAUGUAUAAAAAAAAAUUUUUUUCAUGUUUUAAUGCACUGUUGUUCAUUAUCAUGAGAUAAAAAUAUUCAACUACUGUGUUUAAAACUGAUUUUGUUUUUUUGUUUAUGUCCUGGAAGAUCACUGAGCCUUUUGCUUGUUUACAGAGACAUGUUCAGAGUUUGGUUUAAAGAGUCUGAAAUGUCAAAACUCUUAGCUUUAACACAGAGAUAUGCACACACGUUUGGUUACAAAUGUUUUUGAUAAAACGCUUUAAAUAUAUAUAUAUAUUAAAGUGUAAUUUGUGUGCUUUAUUUUUCUUCAUUUUGUGACUUUGUUCCGGAGCUCUCACAUGUUCCAUGGGCAUUUCAAGAAAAUCCACUCUCACUGAAAUAUUAUCCCCUUUGUGCACAGAAAUACUUUUUAACAAACCUCAAUUUAAUUCUGCAUCACAUUUUAUUGUGUUAGCACAUGGGUCAUUACAAAGUGUUGCACACUUUUGAAGUUACGUAAUAUCGUACAUGUUUUAUUUAAAAAAGUCUUUGUACUAAUAAGUGAAUGGAGAGUGCCACCACUAUGUUUGAGUGGGGAUGGUGCAGUGUUAGAUUUCGAUCAGAUUUUUUUGAUCUGCAUGUAAACAGAGUAGUUACAUUUUGGUUUUGUUUGACAUUUUCCUCGUUUGCUGUUUGCUACAGUGCCUUUAAAAAGUAUUCACCCCUUCAUACGGUUGAUCCUUUUAUUUCUUUAACGAAUCAAUCAUGAUCAACAUAAUUUGGCUUUUUUUUUUUUGGAAAAUACAAAGAAUUACCAAUGACCUCAUGGCUGCUUCUGUGAACUAUUCAAAUAUGCAUAUUAAAAAGCUAUUCUGGGGACGUGCUGUGGUGGCGCAGGGGGUUAGCACGCCCCACGCUUGGAGGCCCCAGUCCUCGACGCGGACGUCGCGGGU
Molecule: messenger RNA, 2813 nt
Organism: Xiphophorus maculatus (southern platyfish)
Lineage: Eukaryota; Metazoa; Chordata; Actinopteri; Cyprinodontiformes; Poeciliidae
Gene: phf11
Product: PHD finger protein 11
Exons: 18
Coding region: 108-1721 (537 amino acids)
Cellular component (GO): nucleus
Molecular function (GO): histone deacetylase binding; histone binding
Source: RefSeq, a predicted model, not a curated record